Molecule: messenger RNA, 3017 nt
Organism: Homarus americanus (American lobster)
Lineage: Eukaryota; Metazoa; Arthropoda; Malacostraca; Decapoda; Nephropidae
Product: fukutin-related protein-like
Biological process (GO): protein O-linked glycosylation via mannose
Cellular component (GO): Golgi apparatus
Source: RefSeq, a predicted model, not a curated record
AAUUUAUAAAUAUAUUUAAAAUGUCUCCAUGGAUAUUACAUUAAAGAGUUGAUUUUAUAUAGUAUUGUGUAAUGAAUAUCUAAACUGUAUUCAUUCUGUUGUAGAGGAUAUAUAUUUUUUAUAUUGGAUGUCAUCAUUUUGCUCAAUAACUGAUUAUACAAAUAGAUAAUCAAUUGCAUUGUUAGAAAUUUUUUUCUCUUCAAGUGUGAAUACUUGACGUAGUUAGUUCUGGGUUUAUAGUAUUUGUAAUUCAUUAAAACUAGCAAUAUGUACCAAGUUAGUCAUUAGUCAUUCUAUUAAAUCUUGUACAAUCACCAUUUUUAUUUUGAAUUUUUGUCAACCGUGCUGUCAGUAUAAUAUAUGCAGUAUGGUUGGUAUCAGAAAGGCAAGGAGUGUUUUGCUGUUUUUUGUCUUGUUUAUUACAAUUUUGGUGGUGCGUCAAGUUGGGCACGAUUCAGUCAAGGAAGAGUUUAGGGAAAAGAAGACUCCAGUUAUCGGGAAUCCAUUAGAAGAUUUGGUUGUCAUUGUUAGAGAGUUUGAAAGUUUUGAUAACGAUGUAGGCGAGACUGUUGAUUCUGUUCUGAGUUCUUGUGGUGCUGUAUGUAAGAUUCUGGUGGUGAGUGAUGACACUGUAUUCCCACCUUUGCACUUAACGAGACAUGUGUCAUCGGUGGUUCUCAAUCCAGGGUUGCUCAGGCAUCGUCCAAAUCUUCGAGGUUUCUUAACUGGUGCAAAAUAUGUCCUCCUUUUGCCAGAUGGUGCUCGGUGUUCCUCGUCUACACAAUUAGUGGAUCUCAUACAUUUAUUAAAUACUGGAGAUUCACAGGUUGUAGCAGUAGGUGUAGGUGGCUCACCAUUAAUAUGCCACCGCUACACUCUUAACAUAGCUCCUGCUCCUCAAAGUGAAGCUUGUGAUGCAGUUAGUGGACGUGCAGCCUUGCUAAUGAAAACUAGCAGUGUUUUACAGCUGACUCAUCCUCUGGCACUCCCUGUGGCCCUGAGUAUUGGUAUCCAAGGUGCAGCACGUGCAUGGAAAGUGCAUGUUAGUCGGGGUGGUCUGCUUGGGGAGGGCCGACAACUUUAUGCCAAUGACCACCUACAGUGGAAACGAGACACUGUUGAAGAGGAACGGAAACGUGCUCUUUUUGCUGAGUUAGGUGUUAAAAAAGUUGUAACCACAGGUGGUAAAGUGCUUUGGUAUGGAUACAGUCGUAAAACACCUCGCUGCUUUCCUACCGUGAUAGACGAUACACCAGACUAUCUGUAUGUGGGACGCUGGACGCCACCAUGUUGCUUAGAAGGGUUAAGAACCACUGCACGACAUGUCUUCCAGGUGCUAAGGGGAUGCCGAGCACGUUGGUGGCUCGAGGGAGGGUCUUUGUUGGGUGCUGUACGAAGUGGAGAUAUUAUCCCCUGGGACUAUGAUGUAGAUGUGGGCAUUUACUCUCAGGAUGUUAAUCGUUGUCCACAACUGAAGGCAGCACGUUGGCAGACAUUAGAAGAUACUGAUGGUUUUGUGUGGCAGAGAGCUUCAGAAGGUGGGUUUUUCCGAGUACACUACAGCACUGCAAAUCAUUUACAUGUUGAUGUGUUUCCAUUUACCCCACGAGGGGGCACCAUGACACGAGGUGGUGCUUGGACCACGGGUCAUCGUCAGGAUAUAGAUUUUCCAGAGCACUUCUUGAGACCACUUGCAUCGGUGAAUUUUGCUGGAGUAAUGGCCUCAGCACCCAAUAAUGUCCGAGACUUUCUAGAGCUCAAAUUUGGUGCGGGAGUGAUUGAAACUCCUCAGUAUCCCAAUCCAGAUGUUCGCCUUCCACAUAAUAUAUCAGUGCUGACUUAAAGGUAAUUGUUCCUUUGAUAAAAAGUUAUGGGUUGUUUUUAUUGGCCUCAUUUUGUGAUUUGUUUAGGCUGGUGCUGUCGUGUACAUAAAUAAAACGUACAGUGCUGUAUUCUUUUGUCAGUGAUGGAUCUCAUCUCUUUUAUGUACAGAGUAGAGCUACUGUGUUGUGUUGUCUUCCAUUCGUGGCUAGUUAAAAGUGUCCUGAUAUUAGAAUAUUUUUUUAAUGAACCUGCUUACUUCCAUGCAAUCAAAAAUUGUUGAUUUAGUGUAUGAAUGUAUUAAGCUGUGUAGUUGCUUUUGAUUUUCUUUUACCAUAAGUAUGGUGCAAGUCAAUAUAUCUUAUCUUUGAAGACCAUCAUCACCGGGUACAUUCAUGACCUUCGAUAUGGUCAAUCCUAUCUCUGGUAACAAUGGAAAGAAUUUUAUACAUAUUUCUAUGAAAAGUGCUGAUUGAUCUGGUAUCCAUAGGUUAUUAAUUUUAGUGAUACAGUAAUUGUUUUUUUAUAAGAAUUUUUUACAACUUUUCUAUACCACUGUUUUAUCUGUUGUUAUUUAAAAAUUCUGUCUUAGAGUAUAGGAUGUAGCAGCCAACAUUAGGAACAAGAUUCAAAAGUUAUCAGGUGUGGAUUUGUAAUGUAUAUUUCCUGUACCUCAGCCUGGCAAGUUAAUGGACUGCAGUGAUGUACAGUACAGGUGCUCCUCUACUUCAGAAAGUUCAACUUACAAACUUUCAGAGAUACAAACAUCAUCACUGAGGGGAGUUACCUGCCAGAACAGGUGUUUAAUGUGGAUGAGACUGGAUUAUUUUGAAGAAAGUUCCAGAUAGAACAAACAUUACCUAAGAGGAUAAGAGUGAGCCAGGAUUUAAGGCUGUAUUAAAUGGUAUAGCUGUAAUAAAUAUCCACAAUCUUUUCAUUAUUUACAAUAUGUUUGGUAUCUACAAGAGUAAAGUUGGACUUACAAACAAUUGGACUUACAAACAAGCCUCAGGAAUGUAACUCGUUCGUUAGUAGAGGAGCACCUUUAUAGGUAUUUUUUGAAAUGCCAUUUUUCACUUUAGAUUUUGAGGUACAAAACUACAGUACUGCAGUUAAGCCACUGAAUAAGCUUCCCUUCAUAGUUACCUUUGAUAUUAGUUUGCCAUGGAAAAUCUCUCCUCAUAUGCCAUUUCCUG